UGAGGAAGCCUUCAUUAUUUUUUCUGUAACAAGGCACCCUUCAUUAUUACAUUUCACCAACACUCACAAAUUGAAAUUGUAUCCUAUCAAUUUUUACAUAAUCGAACCACUUACACCAAAAUACAACAUUAUUUAUCCCAACUCAACACAUAGAUAUUAUUAUUAAUAGUAAAUACCAAAUAUAUAGAAAAAGAUAAAAUAAAAUCUUGCUACUGUUUCGCCACUUAGCUCCAAUUCCAAACCCCGCAGCCAAUACCAUAUUCUCUCCUCUCUUUAAAAACUCAAUUCAUCUAUUAGCCCCCAAUCUGUGCUGCUUUCUCUCUCUCUCUCUCUCUAAAAUCGGAAACAAACAGCAAGAACGAGAACAAAGAGCUUUGGAAUCUUCAUCAAAUCCUCGAAUUCUCUUUCGCCCCUAAAACAAUGCCACAAUCUGGCUGGCGAAUCGCUCUCAUCAAAAUUUUCCAAUAAACACACACACACACACAAAUUGCACAGAUAUAGAAAGGUAAAUGAGGUGCAAGAAACACCCGGCCGACCAAAGCUGCAGCGUCGGCGUCUGCGCCUCCUGCCUCCGCGAGCGCCUCGUCGCCGUCAUCGCCGCGCAAGCGCAGGCGCACGCGCUCAAACAUGCGCUACAAGAUUGCCGCAAAUCCGACUCACAGCUGCCGCAGCCUCCCUUGUUUCCUCGCUCCGUCUCGCCCUACAUUUCGCGACGGAAAUCAGACACCGGCGCCGCCGCCGCCACGUGUCGGCCUCACGGCCACCACCACCUCUUCUACAGCACUCCUCAGCUGGGACCUCACCGCUCAAUUACGGUCGAGAUUAAGAAAAAUUCCAGGAGUAGGUUUUCUUCUCUGUUUUGGGGGAUUUUCAGAUCGAAGUCGGGGAGCAAACCGGAUUCGUGCGCCGAUCCGGUUUCCGAUCCUAUGGUUUCGAUCGAUUCUUGCUCGGCUUCUCCGGCGUGGUUCCCUAACAUCAUCCGCGGCCGCCGGAAAAAGAAGGCCUCGACGUUUUCAAACGACGACGCCGCGUUCAGAACCGGACGGAAUCGCGGAAGGGGAAUGUCGCCGGCGAGAGACGCCGAUCACGACGACGAGCAUUGCCACGGCGGAACGAGCGGUUACUCGUCGGACUCCCAAGGCUGGAGGCAGACGCCGCGAAGGACGCCAACGUCGACGCGGCGAGGCGGAGGGAGAGCGGCGUCGCACGGCAGAAGCUUAUCGAGUCUGGCGUUCUGUCUGAGCCCGCUGGUGCGGCCUAGCCCGAACCGCCACUGGAAUCAGAAGGUAGCGCCGCCCGAGGCAGCGGCUGCCGGAGACCCAAGGGCGACGCCGAAGGCACACCUCUCUACAGCGGCGUCGUUUUGCAAGAACCGGUCUCGAAAACUCGCGGAUUUCGGGCGAUACCCCUACGAUCCAACCGGUUGACUUUGACCGCUCCCGGCGUGAAAUUACGGUUUUACCCCGCGUCUAUUUUUUUAGCUUUUAGAUUUGUUCUUUGUAAUUUUUAUGUACAUUGUCCAUUGCCAAUUUUAUUUGAAAAAGGAAGAGAUAAAAAUAUUUUGUUGAGAUAUA
This is a messenger RNA of Salvia miltiorrhiza (redroot sage), 1574 nucleotides long. RefSeq lists its product as uncharacterized. NCBI's taxonomy places the organism in Eukaryota, Viridiplantae, Streptophyta, Magnoliopsida, Lamiales, Lamiaceae. Bases 510 to 1427 code for a protein of 305 amino acids. The transcript has a single exon. The record is from RefSeq and is a predicted model, not a curated record.